Molecule: messenger RNA, 738 nt
Organism: Ananas comosus (pineapple)
Lineage: Eukaryota; Viridiplantae; Streptophyta; Magnoliopsida; Poales; Bromeliaceae
Product: cyclin-B1-1-like
Exons: 5
Coding region: 1-738 (245 amino acids)
Biological process (GO): mitotic cell cycle phase transition
Molecular function (GO): cyclin-dependent protein serine/threonine kinase regulator activity
Source: RefSeq, a predicted model, not a curated record
AUGGCCUCAAAGCAUCAUAACGCAGUCGCUCCGCAGCAACCGAGAGGAAGCCGCAGAAGCUUUGCUGCGAAACAGUUGGCAACCGCGCCAACUGCGGCGACCGUCGCUGCUGUCGCAAAGAAGAAGCCUGUAGCUGUUCCCGCCGGUGGAGCAGUAGGAAAAGGUGGCGUGAAACCGGCCAACAAGAAGGCUCCCACUGUUAAGCCUAAGCCCGAAAUUCACGCGGCCAACAAGAAGGCUCCCACUGUUAGGCCUAAGCCCGAAAUUCACGCGGCCAACAAGAAGGCUCCCACUGUUAAGCCUAAGCCCGAAAUUCACGCGGCCAACAAGAAGGCUCCCACUGUUAAGCCUAAGCCCAAAAACGUUAUCGAGAUCAGCGACGACAAGAACGAGGCGACGAAGCAGGUGUCGUCGACGACAACAACAGCAGCAGCAGCAGCAGUAGCAGCUAAUGCCGGUUCUCGCGGCAAACCUUCUCGAAAGAAAGUCCACACUUUCACUUACUUGAUCGCCGCCCGCAGCAAGGAUGCUUGCGGAUUAACUGGGAAACCGAAAGAGUUGGUACAAGACAUCGAUGCGUCUGACGCCGAUGACCAGUUGGCUGUUGUGGAUUACGUCGAGGACAUUUACCUGUUCUACAAACUUGCUGAGGUACGAAUUUUUUCGCGAAUUACCGCUUUCAUACGUUUAUAUAUAUUUACUCUUGUAUCUGAAUCUCUCAUUUGUGAUGCAGCAUAA